Molecule: messenger RNA, 2179 nt
Organism: Mobula hypostoma (lesser devil ray)
Lineage: Eukaryota; Metazoa; Chordata; Chondrichthyes; Myliobatiformes; Myliobatidae
Gene: ebpl
Product: EBP like
Exons: 4
Coding region: 15-638 (207 amino acids)
Biological process (GO): sterol metabolic process
Cellular component (GO): membrane; endoplasmic reticulum
Molecular function (GO): cholestenol delta-isomerase activity
Source: RefSeq, a predicted model, not a curated record
ACAGAGGCGCAGGAAUGGGCGAGGAGGACCCGGUGCUGAGCCCGGGGGCUCUGUGGUCGCUGCUCUUGUGUUUUGUUCAGUUGCCUCUGGCUUGCGGUCUGUCGCUGUCCUUCGGCCGGCAAUGUGCUCCACCGGACCGGGCGCUCCUGGCCUGGCUCUUCUACGACUGCAUUGUGCACUUUACCUUGGAAGGGCCAUUUGUUUACAUGUCCUUGGUGGGGACUGUGGAUCAAUCCAAUCACGUUCUUGCUUUUCUGUGGCAAGAAUAUGGAAAAGCAGAUGCAAGAUGGCUUUACUCUGAUCCGACCAUUGUAUCAUUAGAAAUCCUGACAGUGGCACUGGAUGGGUUUUUAGCACUGCUUCUUAUCUAUGCAAUUGUGAAGGAUAAAUAUUAUAGGCACUUUGUGCAGAUCACACUAUGUGUUUGUGAACUGUACGGUGGCUGGAUGACCUUCUGCCCGGAGUGGCUCACAGGAAACCCAAACCUGAAUACCGGCAACUGGUUUUAUCUCUGGGUCUACCUGGCUUUCUUCAACGGGGUGUGGCUGGUUGUUCCAGGACUAUUGCUGUGGCACUCUUGGCUCAGUCUCAAGGAAAUGCACCAAAAGAAAAUCAGUGCAGAGAAAAAAUUAGAAUAAACAGUUCUGCCAAUACAGCCAGGAGAAAAUGAACCCUCUAGAAGUUUCUGGUAAAGAAAAGUUCAUAGAAUUCCAUCAAAAUAAUGGAUUUAUUUUACAUUUGAUUUAUAUUUUACAAUUGGUUAUAUUCAAUGCAGUUACAUUCCAUCAUUCAUAAGCAAUAGUUCCUCUUUUUAAUUAUAUAAGCAUGAACUGUGUCCUGAGAAAUCAUGAAGUUAUUGUCAAAUGCUGAGAAUUGGCUUGCAUUUAUAUGGGCCUCUCACUGCCCAUGAAUACCUCAAAACAGGUUACAGCCUAUAAAGUACUUCUGAAGAAGUUAUUUGUGAAUGUAACAGCUAAUCGGCAUUAGUUGCACUCUAAUUACUUAAUUGAGCUGUCAGGUUGUGAUGUAGGCAACGAUGGCUUCAGAUUUGAUGGACAGUGACCAUCAGUUCACAUAAUAAUGAAGACCAUUCUACCAAGUAGCAAGUUUUGGAGUUCUCUUUUAAUUUUUCAACAAUGUUAUAUUUUUACUUGCAACACACAUAAAAGUUGCUGGUGAACACAGCAGGCCAGGCAGCAUCUCUAGGAAGAGAUGCAGUCGACGUUUCGGGACGAGACCCUUCGUCAGGACUAACUGAAAGAAGAGCUAGUAAGAAAUUUGAGAGGGGGAGGGGGAGAUCCGAAAUGAUAGGAGAAGACAGGAGGGGGAGGGAUGGAGCCAAGAGCUGGACAGUUGAUUGGCAAAAGGGAUAUGAGAGGAUCAUGCAACUUUUAUGUGUGUUGCUUGAAAUUCCAGCAUCUGCAGAUUUCCUCGUUCGUAUUUUUAAUUUCUGUUUUAUUUUAAUCUCUAAAUUACCAUAUUGUAACAACAUUUCUGUUUCAACAUUAGUUAACUGCAGAGUUGACUCUGUAGUUUUUUUAAAUGUCAAAAAUGACAGGUUUAGAUGUGUGUCCUAAAACAUCUGUUUUGGGUUUUUUUAGAUUUUAGAAAGAAGCUUUAUUGGGUUUGUUUAAAAAAUUAAACAAUUCUGCUUAAUAUUGUCAAUUCUUUAAAGAUAUUUUAACAUUCAUGCUGUUCUUUGAUCUGUAAUGAAAUUUAAAGUAUAAAACUUUACAUUACACAUUUAAAGCUUUCUGGUUGAUCCAAUUUAGAGGUUACCAUAACCUUCUCACUUACACUAUACAAUAUGUCACCUGUUGAUGUUACUAAGUUUCAGAUUUAUACUAUUACUAUCCAACUUCUUGGGUCUUCAUUCUACCUCCUGGAAUGUUUAAAUCGAUGAGCUUCUGAAAUACUAUUGGAAUUGCCCCAUCUGUGUACUGGUAUGAAGAUUUAUCACAGCUUCGUGUUUUCCCCAUCCAUUUAAAUGUUUUGUUUUGCUGAUUAAUGUGAUGUAUAGGCAUCCGGGGAACCCAACCCAUUGGCAUGUAAUAGCAACUAUUGUGUAAGAAUUGUCUUUUGAUAUUAUCUUUGCAGAUUUGUUUAGUGAAGAUUAAAAGUAUUGUUAUCAUCUCAGAUUUAUUGCAUGUAAUAAUACAGGUACUUUUAAAUUUAGCAC